Messenger RNA from Dimorphilus gyrociliatus, 2041 nucleotides. The record is from the annotation of a GenBank genome assembly. Lineage: Eukaryota; Metazoa; Annelida; Polychaeta; Dinophilidae.
CAUGUUUAUUAGAAAUUCAAAUAGUGGCUCAUCUAUUUCUCUGGGUGCGCAAACUAUUUUAUCUGCAGCUCAACUCAAUCAUAAGGUUACCGAUAAAGAUUUGAACCUGCUUAAUCAGUCUGGAUCUAAAUUGCAAAAAUUCAGUAUUAAUCUAAACGGCAUACAAAAACCUGAAAGUUUAAAAUUCUUAAAAGAUCAUCCACUGGAAAAACUUGAAUUAAAAAAUUUCGAUGUUCUAUAUAAUCUAAAAGAUAUUGAAGAUUUUAUAAAUGUUGAAAAUUUAACGGAACUUAAUCUUACAUCGCUCUCCUUAUCAUUUAAAUUGAAUAGUUCAACAUGCAGAAGAUUAAAAUCACUUAAAAAAUUAAAUUUGAACGAUACAAGACUCGAUGAUGAAAAUUUUACAAUACUUUGUAAAGAAUUACCAAAUCUUCAAAAUUUACAGCUUAAAGCAUCGAAAAUAAAAAAUGAAAGUGUAUUAAUGGAAUUGAAAAAAUUACAAAGUUUACAUUUCGACAAUGGUUACAACUCUUUGAAACGUCUUCAUAACAUUCUAAUAGAAUUAAAAAACUUUAAAGAGCUGGUAUUAACUGGAAAAUCUGAAAUAAACUUUGACGCUGUAAACAGAAUCUUUUUUGAAUCUAAUUGGCAUUUGGAGAAGCUUAUUGUCAAUGUAAAACACGGAAAAUGGUUAGAAUGUUUAAGUAAACGAAAUCUAAGCGUUGAAAAGCCUAAUUUGAAAUUUUGCUGUUUGUAUUCUUCUCAAGGAAUAUUCCUAUACGAUGGAAAGAAUAUCAUAAAAUUCACUUCUGAUGAUCCUAAUAAAUACGAACAGAUAAAGGAAUUGAAUGAUCCUUUGUAUGUCUUGAAUCUAGCUCAACAUUUAAAAGGAUGUGGAGAUUCUUUUAUUGUUUAUACUUUACAAAGAAUGUUGGAUUUAGCUGAAAAAGAUGAUUGGGACGAUGAAAAAUUGAAUAUAAUUUGGAAGAUCAUAUUUGCUAUGGUUGAUAUAGAAAAUCAAGAUUCUACAUGGAUUUUAAAUAAUCCUUAUUCAACAGAUUAUCUUAAAUUAAUUAAUAGAAUGGAAAACUAUUCAAAGAAUGACUUUUUUUGGAUAAAAACAGUUGAAUCUUGCUGCAGAAUUCUCUAUUCUUCUAGCAUAAAUUUCGGAUUUAAACAAUACUAUUCCGAAGCAAUGAAAAUAAUCUGUAAGAAAUGGGAUUUACAAGAUAAAGUAUUCAAGAAAUAUAAAAUGUUUCGAGUGUACUUGAGAUUUUUUAUUGCUAUAACUGAGCAAUUAAAUCCAAAAAAUUCCUCAUUUUAUACAGAUCUUGGUCAAGUAGAACUUUGCGUUCAAGAAUUAUUAAAAGUUCACGAAUUACUAUUUGAAAAAAUUGGAAAAGAUAAUUUUUUAGAUAGAGCAUCAAUUUCUGAAACGCUUAGAGAAGUUAGAAAAAUUGAACAAUUGCUUUUCAAUUGGAAUAUUCAAAUUGAAGAUGAACAAUUACAAAAUUGUAGAAAAUCACUUGAAAAUUAUUUUAACACUUGUGUUUUAGAUUAUCUUAAAACUAUUGAAAAAUCAAUAUAAGUAUGGGUAUUUUUGGAUUAAAGUUUCAUAUAACCAUACGCCUGGCUAAGAAUUGGAAUUCACUUUCUAAUAACUGACCUCAUUUUUUAUUUGAUUUCCAACGAAAUGUUUACGAAUCAAAUUAAAAAGUAUGAUUAUUCGUCUAUUGCUUAUAGAAUUUUGUAUUAACCCUAUUAAAUGACAUAAAUUUAUUAGCAGUAAUAGUGUACUAGGUGGAAAUAUGUUUUAAUAUUUCACGGGCUUCUACUUUCGAUUAGCAGGUAGAAUAUGAUUCGUUUGCUAAAUAAUAAAACAAACAUUCAAGUCAAGUGUUUGUUUGUAAUUUAAUAUUGUUUUUAUUAAGAAUAGCAAUGGACUUUGUCUACUUACUUAGAUGAGUUUUCCCCGGAGAGUUAACUUCUCUAUAUCUAUCUUUCAUAGUUCGAAUUUAUUUUUUGUUAAGUAGAUAUUUGA